AUGAAACGGUUGAACAGGAUAUGGAGAUCAGCCCAGCCCAUCGAGUGCUCUGUAGCAGGACCAGAGCAAGCAGAACCGCCUCAGAUACUGCAUGUUCCCGAUAAGCGGUACGGCAUCAAGGUCUUUCACGACUGUCCCGAUGCUAAAAUCGACGUUUGUUUCGUCCAUGGUCUGAUGGGAGACUGGGAAGCUACCUGGACUGCUGAAGGCCAGUCCCUCCCGUGGCCACAGACUCUCCUACCAGGAAAACUCACCGAGGCCCGCAUACUCACUUUUGGAUAUGACGCGGACGUGAUGAGCAUCGGAAUAUGUACUUCCAAAAGCGUGCUGGAAGACCAUGCUAAGAUCCUUCUGAACGACCUGUGCCUAAACAGAGACCGCGCCAACGCGUCAGGUCGCCCCAUUAUCUUUGUUGGCCAUAGUAUGGGUGGGCUUGUUGUCACGAGUGCGAUCCUGCUGUCACGCAAUAACACGGAGUCUCAUCUUCGAGCAGUGUUCGAUUGUACCAGAGCCGUUGCUUUCAUAGCCACCCCUCACAAAGGGUCUUUUAAUGCGACCUUGCUGUGGAUUGGGACUGCUAUUGCUGGCCCUUUUCGGAACGGAAGGCUCUUGCAAUCUCUGGAGAAGGAAGAUCCGCUGAUUGAGAACGUCCAGGAGCGCUUUUGGUCAAUGGCCCGCGGGAAGCAUAAAGCUGGCGAAACAUUCGAAGUUACUUGCUUUUAUGAAACCAAGGGUUAUCUCGGCCAGCUCAUCGUGGACAAAAGCUCAGCUACGGUGGUUGGUCAACAUGACCUCCCCAUUAUUGCCGAUCAUAUUAAUAUCGUCAAGUUCGGCUCUGCUGAUGAUUCCGGGUUUAAUGCACUUCUUGGAGAGUUGGAGCGGUGGAAAACGAGGAUUGAGGAAAAGGUUGUCGGUCCGCGCAAUGAACAGCAAACCAAACGCAAGCACAAUGGCUCCGGCAAACGUGCCAGGAAGUGCCGAAAAACAGGAUCUUCUUCACAGAUUAUUGAUGACAGUGACGAUGAGGCCUCCUGGGAUGACGAUUCUACUGGGACCACAGUUAACUUCUCCCAGACGACGCAUAGCUCGGAGGAAUUUUAUGGUGGGCCUUUUCAGGCGUCUCAGGACGGUUUAGUAGUCUAUGACUGUGAAGAGCGGGACGGGUUUGACGAGUUCACCCAGAGCUCUAGAGAUACAUGUAUUUCGGGAGAAGAGACCAGUAGUGACGAGGACUCGGAUUCUUCAGAGAACUCGGAUUCUUCAGAGGACUAUUGA
Molecule: messenger RNA, 1275 nt
Organism: Aspergillus puulaauensis
Lineage: Eukaryota; Fungi; Ascomycota; Eurotiomycetes; Eurotiales; Aspergillaceae
Product: esterase/lipase family protein
Exons: 2
Coding region: 1-1275 (424 amino acids)
Source: RefSeq, a predicted model, not a curated record